Molecule: messenger RNA, 3075 nt
Organism: Melampsora larici-populina 98AG31
Lineage: Eukaryota; Fungi; Basidiomycota; Pucciniomycetes; Pucciniales; Melampsoraceae
Product: hormone-sensitive lipase
Exons: 8
Coding region: 70-2781 (903 amino acids)
Biological process (GO): triglyceride catabolic process
Cellular component (GO): cytosol
Molecular function (GO): sterol ester esterase activity; triacylglycerol lipase activity
Source: RefSeq, a predicted model, not a curated record
CAUCCUCUUCUCUUCAAUCCGCUUACUCUUUCAAUCAACUUCUUUUCAACAAACACAUUCUAGAAUAACAUGAUCGAUCAUCUCCUGGGACGACCUUCUGCCUCUUGGAAACGCACUCAAGUCGCUCUUGUCCUUCUCUUCUGGGCUUGGCGACUUCGAGCUGGUAAUCCUCGAGGUCCUCCUGGACUACAGCACUUUAAUGAACGUUUGAAACGCUUCACACCUUGGCAAAUCAUCCUCACCGCCUUGACAACUCUCUAUGGAGUUCGUCAUUGGGAUACUUUAUUAGGCCUUCAAGCUCCUGAGCCCUUGGCGCGCUUAUAUUCUCGAGGAUUCUAUCGUGCAUCUUGGAUCAAUACCGCCUUGGAUGCCGGGUUUUCCACUGCUGCCGGUGUCAGGAUCAAGUGGAUGAGGGACGUGCUCAGCCUUCUCUUCAGUGGUUAUUACCUGGUUUAUGCAAACGAAGCCGACGAGAAACUGCGUCAAUACCGCGCGGUGCCAACAGUUGAAAUCUUGCGAGUCACUUGGGAAAAGACAUCUAAUCCAUUCGUCCAAUUUUUCACUCGUAAAAACCGACCCAACAUCUCCAUCCGUCGCAAGUUCAUCCUGCCUCGUCCGUCUGGUUCAAAAUAUACCAAACCUAUCACGUGCUGGCUUUACUUUGCUCGCCCUGAGCUCGACUUGGUUCGCUGUCGAAACCUCAUUAUGGACGUUCCAGGAGGCGGUUUUAUAGCCAUGAGCCCAAUGCAUCACGAGGAUAGGCUGAUAAGAUGGACGAUGAGGACGGGGGUGCCCAUUCUCUCAAUUGAUUACUGUAAAGCCCCGGAGUACCCCUUCCCCUACGCCAUACAUGAAUGCAUGGACGUGUAUCGCUUGGUGCAGGAGACUAAAGGCCGAGUCAUUGGUAUGGGAAGAGACGCAGUGGACGUGAUCCUGACUGGAGAUUCAGCAGGUGCCAAUCUUUCGGCUGCCAUGAUGAUAUCGAUGAUCGAGGCCGCGCCGGACUCGCCUUUCUUCUCCUUACCACCUCCUGUUGGGAUACUCUGGAUGUAUCCAGCUCUGGACUUCAACUUUACGUCUUGGAUGUCCGAAGAAAACUUGCGAGUCUUGCGACAUGAUUCAUCCGUUUCCGAGUUACCUGGUGGUAUACUGGAAGCCAAGAAUCAUUUAGAGCACCAAAGUCCAUUGAGCGUGGUGGCCGAUCGACCGGAUGCAUCUUCCAGCCAGGGGCGACGCAGACACGGACGAAACGAUACUCUACGGAAGAGUUUUGCCAACUUACCUAGCAAGGUGGCUACUUGGACACGUGGACUCACUCCAAAGACAGAACGGCGAAAGUCAGAAGUUGAGCUGCGAAUUUCACAGCCAAAGAGCCCCAGUGAGACCGAGAGCUCCGAAAACGACCCAAUAUCUGCGAUGUCGAGGGGCCAAUCGAUCAGCGAGAGGAUCUUGUACCAUGAAGAAGAAAGUCCCGGUCGCUCAGACUCUGUAGAUAUUGAUGAUGAAAUGGGUGAUCAGCCUGAUGUCGAGGUAAAACCGAAGCCCAAGACUCCAAAGGCUGGCAAGGGCAAGAAAGCAUUUGGAACCAGAUUGACUAUGACUAGUCGAACAGGCUUCUUCAACGACCGUAUCAUCAGUCCCUCCAUGAUGCGCUGCAUGGCAAUCUGUUACAUCGGCCCUCGAAACGCUCCUGAUCUCACCAAAGAUUAUCAUAUCUCGCCAAUCUUUGCACCAGCGAGUGUGCUAGCGCGUUUUCCGCCGGUGUAUCUUGUAUGCGGCGAAAAGGAUCCCUUUGUUGAUGAUACUGUCAUCAUUGCUGGUAAAAUCCGUGAAGCGAAACGAGCACGCAAGAGGGACGCGUUGACCAAAGCCGCCAACAACGCUGGUCAGCUUCGCAAGAGCGCUGCGACGAGGCGUGAUCCCAUACUCGAUGAAGCUGAAGCGGAUUGGGUUCAACUCCGAAUAUUCGAGGGUUGGAGUCAUGGUUUCGCCCAAAUGCUACCUCUUCUGCCUGAAGUCAGCUCAGCGCUCGAUCUUACCGCCGACUUCAUCACUUCUGCUUUCACGAAGCAUGAAGCCAAAAGUCAGGGCGAAUUGAAGCCCCCAAUACCACUGACUUCGGCUUAUAAAUUUGUCUCGGAGCGCAAGACUGAUACCAGCACUGUGGCCGAUGACGAUGCUCUGAGUUUUACGCCCCGUCGACGGCCAAGAGGAGGAUCAGACUCCCGUUCAAACUCGCCUUCUCCUGGAACUUUGGCCGGAGGUUCCGCAAAAGUUGGAAAUAGUGGUCUACGCACCGUCACUCCGACCCCGCCCCCCGGGUUUCGACUUUCAACCGACUCCUCGGCGUCAUCGCCAGAUACAUCAGUCUCUGGCGCGGCUCCGCUUGUUUCCUCGAAGGCCGCAUCUAAAAGCCUGAUUGGGUUCAAUGCAGCGUCGGCUGCAGCGAUUGUCACUCCACCUGUGCUGGUGACACCGACAGUGGAGACCUUGCCAGUCCGUAAGGAAGGCAAGAUCCUCGAUAAUCAUGAAGAUCUCUUCGAUCGUCGUCGAGAAGAGGCUGGUUAUGGUUUACCUGAGAUCGAUACACCUGAAGAACACUUUCGUCCGCUCAGAGAGCUCUCAGUACCUACCUCAGCAAGAGCACGGACGGUCUCAGAUGAAGUCCUUCAGGGUCAAUACGUAGGUGAAGAGGACCUAUUGGAACGUCGACGGUUGCAAACCACUUAUGGACUCACUCAUCCUGAUGAACUGGCUAAAUCUGGUGCUGAUGCGGCCUAAGCAGGAACUUCAAUUUCUUUCUAAUAUUAUUGAUCCAACUGUAUAAAUUCACGUUCUUUCUUAUUAUCUUUACGAUUCAUGCAAGUGUCUUUGUAUUGAAGUUAUGUGCAAUAUGUUUUAGUAUUUGUAAUCUACGUUCGCACUGUAUAUUAUUUCAUUGCCUCUUUUGUAUAAUCCAAAUGUUGUGAUUCUUCUAACUUUUUGUUUCACAACAAUCAAGAAGGUGCUCACUAUCUUCUGGGCUACGAGAUGAUUUUGUCGAAUCUGCAAUGUAAAUCAAUCAAUAAUAACAUC